Molecule: messenger RNA, 2592 nt
Organism: Pyricularia oryzae 70-15
Lineage: Eukaryota; Fungi; Ascomycota; Sordariomycetes; Magnaporthales; Pyriculariaceae
Exons: 1
Coding region: 1-2478 (825 amino acids)
Source: RefSeq, a predicted model, not a curated record
AUGCCAAGAACCAAAGACCGCAUGCGAGAGCAAUGGGAGAAGUGUCACGAAGCCCAAGAAGUCCUCCGCCAAAUAGAGAUACAAGACGUGGUGUCAGCUCUUGGUAUUGAUGAACUACAAGCAGCGGAACUCCAAGGAUGCAUCUUUACCCUGCUGGCAACCGGCCCGACAUCUCUCUGCUUCGCGGCCGAGAGGAUGGUGAUUCGAUUGGCCAAAGAACGCUGGCCAGACCUGCUCUGUUGGGACGAGAUACCCAGCAUCUGGCUCACAGAGGCAAUACACGAAUGCGUCGAGCAUGUCAAGCGAGGGGGCAAUCUUGUCAAAGAAGUGAGGGGCUCGAGGGGACAGUUAGACGCAGAGCAAGACUCUGAGACGGCUUCACAGCCUGUCUCUGCUGAUAAACAUGUGAUGGACCAGCAGCAGGAGGAUAUGGAUCUUCAUGACUCGAUUGAGACAUCGUCAGCAACUGUGUCGGGCAAUGACCAAGCGGGUGCUUUCCUCAAUUCGCUCUCAAAGGACUCUGAACAGACAGCUGAGGAACAAAAUGAUAAUUCCGGAGACGAGUUCGAGCCCAUGCUGGGUGUAGAUUACACAUCCAAUUCCCAUCAGGAUAUACAGCUGCAAGGCGAUAAACCAGCCUCGGUGGUCGUUUUCACACCAACGAAGCAAGUUAUCGACCAAGAACCAUUGAUUAGCUCGGCGCCGACCAUAUCAGGCCGUGACAGCCGCUAUCAUAUAUCCCCUUUCGAUACAAGCUCCCCUGGCCUCUUCGUUACGCCAGAGAGGGAGUUCAUGACUAAUGGGUCAGCAGCUGAAGUUUCUAUGCAAGGACGCUCGCUGGAUGUUGACAUAACGGCUUCUGAGGGAAGAGAUGAGGAACUCGACCAGGUGAACCCAAAGACGGAAACCAGACUGCCCCCAGAGGGCAGGCAUGCCAAAGUCAUCCUCGACUGCAAGUUCGACAAAGGCCUUAAUCGCCAAAUGUACCUAGUCAGGUGGGCCGGCCAGCCAGAGACGGAAGACUCCUGGGAGCUGAUAGAGCACCUAACUGAGGACAUAGAGCUUGUGGUUGAGUACAAAAAGGAGCAAUCAACCAAGCAAAGCUACAGCCUCGAGAAUGGGAUUGCCGACGCCGGUACAGCUCGUGCUCAUACUGUCAAUAGGGCGCCAUCACCGAAGACCACCAGCAAGGUUACUCCGGCAAAUCAUGUGCUUUUAAGAAUGCUGGGAAAGUCGAGCAAGGGUGCCAGAGAAGGCAAACGCCCUGAAACCAUCUCUGGAGCUGGCAAAGAAAUCAUCACUUCAUCACAGACACCAAGUGCACCACCUGGAGACGAAGACGGGCCUAUCAACAAUCUUUUCUCUCCGGAUGCGGAGGUCUCGUUAGCGCAGCCGGAAACAGGCCCGCAUGGCAAUGAAACACUCGCCGUCGACAUCAUCAACCCGGCUAUGCCGGCACCAAGCAGCACAAGUUCACAAUCUCACCUGCUCCUCGCAAAUGGUCCAUUCACGUCAAGGAAAACCACGCUACCCACCGCCGUGACAAAAACACCCUCUCCAAAGUCGAAUGAUCAUGGUAGAAGCGCCUCGCCCACUCCAUCAGGUGCGCCAUUGCACAAGCCGAGACUGUUCGCUUUCCCUAUGUUUGGUCCUGGAUGGAAAAAGCUUGGCAAGACGAACCAGGCUCAUCCACAAAGUUCAUCUCCGAGCCCAGCCCUGGCAGAUCCGCGAGGAGCUGCGCCCUCAGGUGGCGACGUUGAGAUCGGUGCUGGUGGCCGUAGUAACGAAGCCUACGACGAGACAUCUGGGUCCGUGAGACCUGCAAGCAUAGAUCGAGUUUUGCGAGGUAGCUCAGACAGAAAGCCCCAGGAAACGACCGAGUCUGGUCCAUUCAGACAUAUCAAGUUUGCCAAACCCGCCAAAAAGACAGCGUCAGGUCGCAACAAAACCCAGCUGGUGGAGAAAUCCUCCCGCAAGCAACCAUCUCUCCUUGGAACUUCAUCGCCGAGCAGCUUGGCCACUGUUAAUGAAACGGCUUGCCAACCAGCCACACUGACAAUCAAGCCUGGGGGUGCGAGGAAAAUAACCGAGUAUCGAGCAAAUGAGCUUCCUGAAAAGCCACAGAAGGCAUAUCCCACAACGAUACACAAGAUGGUCAAGCCUGUUCCGACACUUCAGCAAACGCAACAGACCCCCCGAAGAAAGGUUGUCAAUCUCAAGACGGGAGAGGUCACCUACUUAGAUCAGCCAAGAAAGCCAGACGCGCAGCCUAGUCGCGCAGGCAACUUAGUAUCAACACCGCCGUCGACGGGCACCAAGCUCCAGGCUGGCCUCGAACGGCGAGCCGCAGCGAAUUCCCCAGCGCAAUGGCCGUCUACCCCAGGAACGAACCAAGCCGGAGCGAAGCGCAAACGUGGUGGCGAUGACCUCUCACUGGCUACGCACGCAGCCAAAAGAACCAACCUCUAUGGGCCCUGAUGGAAUUGGAUCUUGGGCCUGGCAACUCAGGAAUAGUUUCGCCAGCUGCCAGCUGCCAGCUGCAUGGGCGAACAACUGCUUCACGCGCCUCUCCGUCCAUAAGCUAGUCAAGGU